AUGGACGCAUCCAUCGCGGUGGCACACGCCGCCCUCCAGCCCCUUCUCGCCCCCGUACACCCCCUCUACUUCCCCUUCCCGCUCAUAGAUCUAUACGGCGCCAUGCGGCUGUCCAGCGUCGUCAACUGGAUAGCCAGUGGUGCCUUCGAGCCCCCUGCUUUCCCGUCCAAGGGUGCAAAGGGAAAGAAAGGGAAAGGGCAGGUGGCGAAGAGGGCGAGGCCGAGUGCACUGCAGGAGGUUGCGGGGAUCAUGGUUGUCGUCUUUGGCGGAGAGACGUUUCUUGCCAUGUCUACCAAUACAAGUCCCUCAUGGCUGGUGAACCCCAGCUAUGCCCUUCUCUUUGGUCUCACCCAUCUCUUGCAAACCCGGACACCAUUCAUCCAUCUUCUCCCUAGCAAGCCCUCCUUCCUCUCGGAGAUCCUCCUCGCUACGCCAGAUGCCAUCGGAAGAACGCUCCUCCUCACCCGCUUCUCCGUCCUCCCCCUCCUCGCAUCUACCUCUCCCAAAGCCCUUCCGCCCACCCCCGCCUCCCUCCUGCUCGUCCCCUUCAUCCUCGCCGUCCCCUUCGCCUCCCUCAUCUUCUCCGCCACCUCCUUCUUCACCCCCACACCCCACCUCUCCACCCCAGACGAGCUCAAACCAUGGGGCUGGCUCAUGGUCGACGCCUGGGCGCCGGUGGUCGUGCCUGCAGUGUUUUUGAGCUUGAUUGGGCCCGUGCAGGGGUGGGAGUUUGGGCUGAGGUGGGCAGAGUAUGAGGCGGUGGUGGUUUGUAUGGUGGGGCUUAGUGUGGUGUUUGCGUUGCGGGCAGUGUACAACUUUGGGGGUGGAAAGGAGGUCUGGGGGCAGUUGGUAGAGGAAGAAAAGGUCAAGGUGGACUGA
Cryptococcus amylolentus CBS 6039 is the source of this 879-nucleotide messenger RNA. RefSeq lists its product as hypothetical. Lineage: Eukaryota; Fungi; Basidiomycota; Tremellomycetes; Tremellales; Cryptococcaceae. The record is from RefSeq and is a predicted model, not a curated record. The transcript is spliced from 3 exons. The coding region runs from base 1 to 879 and encodes 292 amino acids.